Messenger RNA from Talaromyces rugulosus, 873 nucleotides. RefSeq lists its product as uncharacterized. The coding region runs from base 1 to 873 and encodes 290 amino acids. The transcript is spliced from 4 exons. The record is from RefSeq and is a predicted model, not a curated record. Lineage: Eukaryota; Fungi; Ascomycota; Eurotiomycetes; Eurotiales; Trichocomaceae.
AUGGCGACACCUACAGUACAGCGCAUACCCUACUCGGCACCGCGAGAAGAGUUUAUAAACGCACUCAAAAAGGAUGGCUGCGUGAUUGUGCAAAACUUCACCACUCUCGAGGCUCUUGAGCAGGCGAGGGUUGAAGUGCAGCCUUAUUUGAAUCGAGAUGACAACAGCCACGUUGGGGCUCUGAAUGGAGGCACCAAAACAUGCACACGGUUGGUUGGGCGAAGCAAAACGGUUCGCGAGAAGUUUUUCUCGGAUCCUCUGUACCAGGACCUCGCUGAGGAAUUCCUCGCCAUCACCACAACAAAUUGGUACAACACAGAAGCGUCAACAAACACAACGCACCCGCUGCUCUCCAUCGCCAUCACGAUGGACACGCGACCCGGCGCGCAGGCCCAAAAGCUGCACCGCGACGACAAAAACCACCACGCGCGGCACCAGCGUGCAGACACUUAUCAUGCCGACCGUGACAUGCUGCUUGGUCUGUUUGUGCCCGGGUGCGAUACCAGCCGGGAAAUCGGCGCGACGAGGAUUGUGCCUGGAAGUCAUCUGUGGGGGGACGAGCAGCCGGAUUUUGGGCCGGAUGGCAACAAGGGGGUUAUUGAUGCAGAGCUGAAGGCUGGUGAGGCCUUUAUCAUGCUUGGAAGUCUGUACCAUGGGGCUGGACAUUAUUCGAAGAGCACGGGGAAUCGCAUGGUUCAUAUUAUGUUCUUGUGUAGCGGUAUUUAUCGCCAAGAGGAAAUAUCGUAUCUUUCAUACCCUAUUGAGGAAGUCAAGACGUACUCCAAGCUCGUCCAGCAGAGACUAGGCUGGGAGCAGUCUGAGCCUAAUCUUGGAUGGGUUGAUCUUGUUUCGCCAGAUGCGUUGUUGAAGUGA